CUCCCACAGUAGGUGGCGCGGCGGUCGUUUGUCCUGCAGACGUAAACACUUGGCAACACAUGGCACAACGGUGUGAGAGCCUCGUGGCACUGUGCUAACCAUAGGGCACGUCAGGAGGCGUCCAAAGAGCCCCUGGAGUGAUAGAAGUGAGUGCAGUCCAGCAGGCAUCCAGAAACCAGGUGUUAGCAGGGUGCAGAGACAAUGUUCCAGCUGGCUGAGAUCCGCCACAUGGUGCGCAUCCCUCCAUGGCUCUUUGGCCAGACUCUCAAUGAUGCUGUAAUCGAAGAACUCAACCGCAAAUUAGCAAAUAAGGUAGUGCUCAAUGUGGGCCUCUGCAUUGCCCUAUUUGAUAUCACCUCCUUGGGUGACUCGUACAUAUUCCCAGGGGACGGCGCCUCCCACACUCGGGUUACCUUCAGAUACGUGGUCUUCCGCCCUUUCCUGGAGGAGAUCUUGGAAGGUGUCAUCAAGUCUGCCAAUGCUGACGGAAUGCAAGUAAGCUUAGGAUUCUAUGAUGAUGUUUACAUCAGGAGGGACUCCAUGAUGGCCAACUCACACUUUGAUGAAACUGAUCAGACUUGGGUGUGGGACUACCAGACUGAAGAUGACACCCACCACUUGUUUAUGGAUAUUGGUGGAAAAAUCCGCUUUAAGGUGGUUGCUGAACAGUUCUUGGACACAACUCCCACUGGACCAAACCUUGCCACAGGAGACAGUGCUGUGUCUGACAGGAAGGAGGGUAAAGUUCCAUACAUUGUGUAUGGUGCGAUCAAUGACCAGGGGCUUGGACUGGUGUCAUGGUGGACUAACACAGAGGAGGGACAGGAAGAGGAGGAUGUUGAGGAGGGAGAAGAGACACUAUGACCUCAGUAUAUAUUGGCUUUACUAACUGUUUUAUAAGGAUCAAAGUGACAAGAGCAGCCCAUAAUGACCCAAUGCCUGAGUGUGAAUGUGCUAAGCUGGCAUCCAUUAUGAAGUGUAUCAGUCCAUGGUGCAGGUGCAGAUAAGGUGGUUGGUCAUC
This is a messenger RNA of Scylla paramamosain (green mud crab), 1021 nucleotides long. It is a transcript of the gene Polr3H, whose product is annotated as DNA-directed RNA polymerase III subunit RPC8-like. The coding region runs from base 202 to 864 and encodes 220 amino acids. The transcript is spliced from 7 exons. Gene Ontology annotation, cellular component: RNA polymerase III complex. Gene Ontology annotation, biological process: transcription initiation at RNA polymerase III promoter; DNA-templated transcription. The record is from RefSeq and is a predicted model, not a curated record. Lineage: Eukaryota; Metazoa; Arthropoda; Malacostraca; Decapoda; Portunidae.